Molecule: messenger RNA, 2492 nt
Organism: Linum trigynum
Lineage: Eukaryota; Viridiplantae; Streptophyta; Magnoliopsida; Malpighiales; Linaceae
Source: the annotation of a GenBank genome assembly
GUUGUAUGCAAAUAGUUGAAAGACAAGAGUGUUAAUGUUUCUUUGGGAUGAAAAAUAUGAUUUUAUAAGGUCAAAAGAGGAGAAAUACAUGUACAUAUUUAUGCAAAUCAUGAUAGAGCAAGAGGCGAGACGGGAGAAGAGAGGGAGAUUAGAGUUGAUAAUGAUACCCAUACUCCACCCCACGUACACUAUUGUGAGUCGGGUAACACCCAUUCCAAAUAGGUUGAGACAGGUCAAAUAAUGCGAGUCAGAUCAGAAAUUGACAUCAAUAGCCUCAAACUCACCAUGGCAAGACAAAACGAGGGAAAACACCAACCCAAACCCGAGGAUGGGAGAAAGAGAAGCAAACAAGCCUUCGAAAACCGUAGGAAGCUAAGUUCAUCCCUAAUCCAGCUUUUGCUUGACCAAUCGUGAGAAGUAGAUCUUCGACUAACAAGAGCUACAUAGCAACCUUUGAGCAAUGGGCAUUCGACAGAGAAACAGUAAGGAAAGAGUCUUCAUCCUCAACAUCUUAAAACCGAGUCCGAGUCUUCAUCUUCACUUGCCUUUCUUUCAGACUUUUUAUGUUCUUCAUCUAUCGUUGUUUCUGUACAACUUCGUAGCUGACUGUCUUUUACCUGUAGUCCUCUGCUAAACAGUUUGUCUUGGUUGUAGUCAACCCAACCCAUACCUUCUUUUUUUGCUGUCAUGCGCUCCAGAGUAUUAUUCCUAAACUGACUAUGCACUUCCACUACUAAAUUAUACCUUUCAGAUCCUUACAAAAUCUUUGAUUUUUAGUUUACACUUCACAACAACCCAAAAUUUAGAAACUUCCCCGUACGGCCCUAUCCACUUUGCCAAUUUCAGCAUGCACCAAGUCAGGAAAUUGAUCCCGCACUCUCCCUCCCAUGGCCUCAACCUCGCUCCCAGAGACUUCAUGACGCGGUAACCUCACGAAGUCCACCCGAGUUCCUAAUUUAUAACGAAGCUCCCUCUCUGUUUUCACCCAAACCCUCAAUUCCUGCAACAACUCAACACCAGAAAUGGAAGCAGCCUAUUUGCCGCCGGAAAUCCUACUCGACAUCUUCCACAGGCUGCCAGCCAAAUCCAUCCUCGCCUGCGUCUGCGUCUCCAAGUACUGGCUUUCCCUGAUCAAGACCCAUGAUUUCAUCGCCUCCCACUUCAACCAACAAUCAUCCAUUUCUUCCUCCAGCCCACACCCCCUGUUUCUCAUCCGCCUCUGUUUCAGCUUCAGGGCUCGGGAGAACCACUACUUCCUUCGCCGUGACGACCGGGAAUUCACCCACUACGCCGAAGUCAAAACCAUUCCACCCAUCGUCAACGACAGGUCCUUCUCCGUCGUCGGAUCGUGCCGCGGAUUGGUCUGCCUGAUGCACAAUCUAUACACUUCCAACUACACAAUCGCCCUCUGGAACCCUGCAAUAGGGAAAACCAUCACCCUCCCCAAACCGGGCGUCACUUUCGAGACCCACGGCGGGUUCGAAUCCCUCCUCGGUUUCGGGUUCGAUUCGUCGACCCGGGAUUACAAAGUGGUCAGGGUCGUGCGGCUUCUGGAGUGCGAAGAAAUCGCAAUUGAAGUCGAGGUCUUCUCCCUCAACGCCGGGUCGUGGAAGCGGAUUACCUCCGCGGCGCCGCAGUACAACAUCGUGGAGCGCGGGUCACAGGCUUUCGUGAACGGGUCGGUCCACUGGGUCGCGAGACGGGGCAGCAACAACAACGAGGGUUACAAGAACGUGAUUCUGGGUCUCGAUCUACAGGGCUGCGAAGAGCGGUUCCGGGAGCUGGAGCUGCCGGAGAGCUUGAAAUCGGACAGCCCGAUGUACCUGACGGUGUGUGGUUACAAAGAAUCGACGAUUGCGGUGUUCAAGAGGCGGUAUUUGGGGGAACCGGAGAGUCAGAUCUGGGUGAUGGAAGAGUACGGGGCGGUGAAAUCGUGGGUGAGGAUGUUGAUAAUCGAGACGUACGAUGGAGAAGUGCCGAGGGCGUUGGGGUUCAGGGGGAACGGGGAGGUGUUGUUCGAAAUCGCCGGCGGGGAGAUCGUGUCCGGCGAUCCGGAGAGCUUCGAGGUUUCGGAGUUAGGGUUGUGGGGAGUCGCUGGGUACUCGUUCGUCGGGAGUUUCAUGGAGACGCUUGAUCUGCUUGAUAGGUAGAGUGGGGGUUCUUCUUGGGCCUAGUUUUGAUUGGGCUUUUCUCUUAACUUUGUGGUGUGGACUUGAUUGGGCUUUUCUGGAGAUCCAUCAAUACAUUCGUGACCGUUAAAACUAACUAACUAAUGUCUAGGGAUGUCAAUUUCGACCUGAUUCGAUUUAUUCGACCUGUUUGACCUGUUUUGGGGCGGGGCGGGCAUGGGUACCUCUCAUCGACCCGACCUGCCCUGACCCGCCCCAUUCUCGACCCGUUCUUGCCUAAAUUACAUAUAAUAUUAGUUUAAUUACUUAAGAUUUUCCUCUUAUUACAUUAUAUUUUAACUAUAAUAAAGUUGUAAAUAAGUG